Messenger RNA from Xyrauchen texanus (razorback sucker), 1098 nucleotides. Its product is annotated as polyubiquitin-B. Gene Ontology annotation, biological process: modification-dependent protein catabolic process; protein ubiquitination. Gene Ontology annotation, cellular component: nucleus; cytoplasm. Gene Ontology annotation, molecular function: protein tag activity; ubiquitin protein ligase binding. The transcript is spliced from 2 exons. NCBI's taxonomy places the organism in Eukaryota, Metazoa, Chordata, Actinopteri, Cypriniformes, Catostomidae. The record is from RefSeq and is a predicted model, not a curated record. The coding region runs from base 95 to 1012 and encodes 305 amino acids.
UUUGUUUUGAGUCAUUAUUAGAUUCGCUCCUGUGACAAGAGGAUAAAGACGUCUAUAUCGUGCUCUUCCAGAAAAGAACAUUUGUUUCGUAAAGAUGCAGAUCUUUGUAAAGACGUUGACUGGUAAGACCAUCACCCUUGAAGUUGAGCCCAGCGACACCAUCGAGAAUGUCAAGGCCAAGAUCCAGGACAAAGAAGGUAUUCCACCUGACCAGCAGCGUCUGAUCUUUGCUGGUAAGCAGCUGGAAGAUGGACGCACCCUCUCGGACUACAACAUCCAGAAGGAGUCCACCCUCCACUUGGUGCUCCGCCUCAGGGGAGGUAUGCAGAUCUUUGUCAAGACGCUGACCGGUAAGACCAUCACUCUUGAGGUUGAGCCCAGUGACACCAUUGAGAACGUCAAGGCCAAAAUCCAAGAUAAAGAAGGUAUUCCUCCUGACCAGCAGCGUCUGAUCUUUGCUGGAAAGCAGCUGGAAGAUGGUCGCACCCUCUCUGACUAUAACAUCCAGAAAGAGUCCACCCUCCAUCUUGUCCUGCGUCUGAGAGGUGGUAUGCAGAUCUUCGUCAAGACACUGACUGGUAAGACCAUUACCUUGGAAGUGGAGCCAAGUGACACCAUUGAGAAUGUCAAGGCUAAGAUCCAAGAUAAAGAAGGUAUUCCCCCUGACCAGCAGCGUCUGAUCUUUGCCGGUAAGCAGCUGGAAGAUGGACGCACCCUCUCGGACUACAAUAUCCAGAAGGAGUCCACCCUCCACCUGGUGCUCCGCCUCAGGGGAGGUAUGCAGAUCUUCGUCAAGACGUUGACCGGUAAGACCAUCACUCUUGAAGUUGAGCCCAGUGACACCAUUGAGAACGUCAAGGCUAAGAUCCAGGAUAAAGAAGGUAUUCCUCCUGACCAGCAGCGUCUGAUCUUUGCUGGCAAGCAGCUGGAAGAUGGUCGCACCCUCUCUGACUACAACAUCCAGAAGGAGUCCACCCUCCAUCUUGUCCUGCGUCUUCGUGGUGGCAAUUAAUCUAGUAAUGUUUAAGUCUAUAAAUUAAUGAAAACCAAUUUCUCUCCUUGUUACACGAUCAUUCAAUAAAGUUCAAACAUUCCUCA